CGCAUGCGCCACGGCGUGGGCCAGCUCAGAAUGUUUAUGCAGACCAGACGCCCGGCUGAGCCCGAACCGGCUUUGCGGCGCAUGCGCGAUCGAGCCGUCCGCGGCCCCAGGCGGCAGAGGGGAAGAUGGCGGCGGUGGUACAGAAUGUGGUAAAGCUCCUUGGUGAACAGUACUAUAAAGAUGCGAUGGAGCAGUGCCACAACUACAAUGCCCGGCUGUGUGCCGAGAGGAGUGUUCGCUUGCCCUUCUUGGACUCGCAGACCGGAGUGGCCCAGAGUAACUGUUACAUCUGGAUGGAAAAGCGGCACCGGGGGCCAGGUUUGGCAUCCGGUCAGCUCUACUCCUACCCAGCUCGGCGCUGGAGGAAAAAACGCCGUGCUCACCCACCUGAGGAUCCGAGGCUUUCCUUCCCUUCCAUUAAGCCAGACACCGAGCAGACCCUAAAGAAGGAGGGCCUGAUCUCUCAGGACGGCAGCAGUCUGGAGGCCCUCCUGUGGACGGACCCCCUUGAGAAGCGCAGCCUGCCCGACCCCCGCACGGACGAGGACAGCCUGGGCGAGUUCCCCGUCACCAACAGCCGAGCGCGGAAGCGAAUCCUGGAGCCCGAGGAUUUCUUGGAUGACCUGGAUGAUGAGGACUACGAAGAAGACACACCAAAGCGUCGGGGCAAAGGCAAGGCCAAGGGGAAAGGAGUCGGGAGCGCCCGGAAAAAGCUGGAUGCAGCCAUUUUGGAAGAAAGAGACAAACCCUACGCCUGCGACAAUAGUUACAAACAAAAGCAUACCUCGAAACCUCCUGACCGAGUCUGUGGGAAGCGUUACAAGAACCGUCCCGGGCUGAGCUACCACUACGCACACUCCCACCUGGCCGAGGAAGAGGGCGAGGACAAGGAGGACUCGCAGCCCCCCACUCCUGUCUCCCAGAGAUCCGAGGAGCAAAAGUCCAAGAAGGGCCCCGAUGGCUUGGCCUUGCCCAACAAUUACUGUGAUUUCUGUCUUGGAGACUCCAAAAUCAAUAAGAAAACGGGGCAACCUGAAGAGCUGGUUUCCUGUUCUGACUGUGGGCGAUCAGGGCACCCUUCCUGCCUGCAGUUCACGCCGGUCAUGAUGGCGGCAGUGAAGACCUACCGCUGGCAGUGCAUCGAGUGCAAGUGCUGCAACAUCUGUGGGACCUCGGAGAACGACGACCAGCUGCUCUUCUGUGACGACUGCGACCGCGGGUAUCACAUGUACUGCCUCACCCCGCCCAUGUCGGAGCCGCCUGAGGGAAGCUGGAGUUGCCACUUGUGUCUGGACUUGCUCAAGGAGAAAGCCUCGAUCUAUCAGAACCAGAACUCUUCCUGAUGGGCCCUGGGGCUGUAGAGAAGAAAAGGGAGCUCUGAAGAUGAGCCGUCCGUGUCCGCUUUGUUACAGGGCUCUUUUCCUUUCUUGGUUUGGUCCUUUCCUAUACUGCCUCCUGCUCUUUGUCAGCAUUUCCUUCACCAGUUGGAUCGGGCCCCGCCGGCGCGCGCUGUCAUCCUGGCCCAGCAGGGCAGGGGGACUUCUCCCUCCCUCAGCUGCCGCCCGGGGAGAGGAAGGGCUGCCCCUUCCUCGUGAGACCCCCUGCCCGCGGCUGGCUGAGAAACACCAAACAGAGAUUGUCAUAUCUACGGCCUUAAUAAUCCAGGAGAGCCACGACCGAGCUGGGCACAGCCCUCCUCGCGCUUUCUCAGAGAAGAGCAGCCUCCUCUUGUCCGCUGCCCUGGUGCUGUCGGUUCGACAGCCGCUCCUCUGGCUUCCGGCGCCGAGCGGAGCUGGCAGCUUAAAGGAAGCCGCCUCGAAUGCUCUCGCGCCUGGCUUUGGCACCUUGCUCUGCAUCCCGGCACCAAGCCGGGGGCCUGGAAGACGUCGCAGAGGCCCCGGGGCUCUGCCGCCCAGGAUGUCGUGCUUGUUGCUCCUCCUCCACCAGAAGGCGGGUUUCUCCCCACCCGGGGCCGGUCCCGAGCAGCUCCCCGGCCUCGAGGGGUCGCGGCCCCAUGGAACCGAGCCUUGGCCUCCAGCACUGAGCGCUGGGGCAGGUGUGAAGACGGUGACUUUACCUCAUCCGGGGGGCUCUUCUGAGGCUCGCUUCGUCUUGGCCAGGUCUGGACCCCGAUCCAAAGAUCCCGUUCUCUGUUGACACAAACGGCUGUCUUGUCCUUCCACAUCGUUGCAAACACGCAGAAUUAGGACAUUUAUUUUUAGCCGGGGCACUGCUUCGUGGGAGUUAGAGAAAGCCCAGUUUUCUUCCGAGCAGAGAGCCCUCUCCACCUCACUUGGGCAAGCCCCUGACCAGUGCCCAACCUGGCCUGUCUGUUGAGCGGUGGAUAAAAACACGUUUUAAUCCCUGGAGAGCUCGUCCCACCUCUCGCCAGCGUUUUAGAUUUCCUUUUAUUCCAUCCCCCCUCCCAUGGCAUGAAUUGCUCCCUCCAGUGUCUGGCCUCUCCCGGAACGUGUGAGGUGCUCCGGGGGGGCCGUGCCGGCGGCUCUUCGCUUCCCUGGGGCAGGGCGUGAGUCCACCCCCUUCUGCACGGCCACAGGCAUUUGAACAGGCUCCCCAAGGUCAUGCGCCCCCUGGCACCUUCCACGAGCUCCGUGCCUCCCUGGGGCUCUUGGGCACAGGGCUUGGGGCUGCCCCCUGUGGGCCUGGCCUUACCCGGACACCUGCCCGCCAAGCCCCGAUCCUUCCACUGCGUGUGGGUGCAGGAGGAGGGCUGGGCCGGCGGUGGGAGGUGCCGUCGGCCAGCCGGAGCUCCUGCUCUUCCGGGAGGGAAGGCUCUCGCCCACGUCCAUCGCCCUCCUGCCUUUUGCCCCCACGCCAGAGAACCCCGUUCUAAUAACGCGCGACCUUUUAAAUGCAGUCCUUCGAGUCCCAUCCCUCCUUUCCCCCAUUUUUAGACGGCAGAGAUUUCUCCGGCAUUCUCGCUGGGAAAGGGAGAGGAGGCAUUUCUCUGGAAAAGGGUUCUGUGGAAUAUUAUACUCCUGAUGUGCCUCUCUUUUCUAAAAUUGACCUCAGACCUACCUCCAAAGUCCCCCCGCACACAUCCUCCCAAGCUCCCUCGAAAUGCGUUCAACCCGGCCCCGUCCGCGUCCCUUUUUCUUUGGGGUGGGUGGCUCAAGAAGGCUCGGGGGCCUGCGGGAAGGGGGUGCUGGAGCACCGUCCCUCCCCGGGUGGCAGGGUCUCGCCCACCCUGCACGCAGAAGUGGGGUCUCGUGGGUUUGGGUUCCUCUGCGGCCUGAAUGGCAAAGCCACCUUCGCUCUCGUUACCUCGCUAGGUGAAGCCCUGCUUAGCGACGCUGGAGGUUAGCCGUCAGAAAAGGGCAGGGGCGCUUUGCUGGCAGGAUGGAAGCUUUCGCCCCUCCGCUGCCACUGCUGCGUCGGCCGCCUUCACAGGACUAGAGGCCUUCAGGUUUAAAAACACCCGCGUGACCCUGUGAAGUCCAGGUUUUGGGGGGACGCCGAGGAAGGCCUCCCUCCGCACGCUGGCGGGGAGCCCCAGCUCCCCUCCACCGCAGCCCCCGGAGGGAAGCCUCUGGUCUUCCUGCAUUGGCAAUGGACGCAUUUCUCAGGGCUGGGCUGGGCGGGGAGACCGGUUUGGACGGAUGCGCGCAAGGAGCGGGGAGGCCAGUGGCUGAAGACGCUCGCGCUGGCAGUGUUGCUUUCCCACCCCCGGCAGGGGCCCUCCUUGCUGCCCGUGUCCCCGAAAAAGAAAAAAGCUGCCCAGUGAAACGCCCAGGCGGGGCUCGGACCUUCGCUCUGUGGGACGGGGAUGGUGGCACCUGGGUUUCUGCUCCGCUGCGGGAUGUCCAUGCUCAGGUUCUCCCGGUGCGCCGGCCAGGUGGGAAACAGGAUCCCCGCGAGCGGAUUCCUAGCCCUUGCAUCGCCACCACGCGAGGCCCUCGCUGGAACAAGACAUUCGGCUUCUCUGCCCCCCGUCCCCGCUGUUGCUGGGGUGCUCGGCCCUUCUGUGUUGUUCAGCCCCCCGGGCUCUCCGCCCUGUCCCCCCCCCACAUCGUCAUCCUCCUUUUCCCCAGUGUGCCAGCUGGUGGCUCGGCUUCUGAGCAGAACCGGAGUUGGAGGAGGCCCCUCAGCCCUCCAGCCCAUGCCCAUUUCGGGCACCCCUGGCAGACGGCUGCCCUGUCUCUCAUAUACCUCCAGCGACAGAGAGCUCGCCCCUCCCCAGGCGGUCGGUGCCCGCCAUCGCUUUGACUGCUGCAGCUGCUAGCGCGUUUUUCUUGAUGUUCAACCAAAAUCGGCCUUCCUGUAACUUAAGCCCACUAUUUUGUGUCUUACAGGCUUGGAUGAUGAAUGGGUUUGCAGAUGCUUUUAUAUGUUUGGAAUUCAUUGGGGGUUUUCUUAAAAGAUUGACGUUCUUAUUCUCCCCCUCUCAACCUUCCCCCCAUCUUUUUAUUGCAGUUGAAGCUAAAAUGUGUUUCAACGUUUAUUUUCAGCUACUGUAAUAAGCAUUAGUGAAUAAAUACCAUUUUUACAUGCAA
Molecule: messenger RNA, 4514 nt
Organism: Varanus komodoensis (Komodo dragon)
Lineage: Eukaryota; Metazoa; Chordata; Lepidosauria; Squamata; Varanidae
Gene: DPF2
Product: double PHD fingers 2
Exons: 12
Coding region: 126-1343 (405 amino acids)
Biological process (GO): nervous system development
Cellular component (GO): nBAF complex
Source: RefSeq, a predicted model, not a curated record